GCACCGCGUAAGUACACUUGGGAGGUACCCAGAUCGAAACACUCACUUUACUGUCCUUGGCUUUCUCCGUCUCAGCAUUCCUCUCCGGAAUCAGUUUACCGUGCGCGGCUUGGAGAGGGAGGGGGGCAAGUGCUCGUGCACAACGAACCUGUUCUUUUCCCGUAACUUCCUCCCCCCUUGAAGAACGCAAUCCUUGUCGUGGUAGUUCACAAAACGGACUAAUAUAGGAGGAUCGGGACGGGAAGGUGUAGAUCUUGCAAGACGAUGAACCGCGACUAUAGGCAUAAAAUCGAGGCCGAGUUCGUCGGCAAGAAAAUCCUUGAGUACUUGCCUACAGUUCUCUUCUCUCCUGUAAGGGAUUCCGCGCAUGACAACAUCCGCCUUCACCGAGUAUCUCUCAGCCAGCAGGCCCGCCUUGAUCCUCUCUCGUCGUUCAGCCAGCAGGGAGUCGUUGAGCCGCUUCAUCUCGUUGUCCUGGAACUCGGCGCCGCCAUGUCGGUGACAAGAAGCAUCUGUCCAUAUGCACUCCGUCACUUCGAACACAUCAUUCCUCCUCCGUCUGUAUGCGUCGUCAUGGCGAACAACAAACAUUUAAGGUCAAGUCUAUCCCUGUACAGCUAUGGGGGCCUGUGGAUCGCGUCUGUAUGCCGCGCCCUGCCUAUGUGCCUGUCUGGUUGUUGACUUAGUGACCUUGGUGCUCCGCA
Molecule: messenger RNA, 704 nt
Organism: Branchiostoma belcheri (Belcher's lancelet)
Lineage: Eukaryota; Metazoa; Chordata; Leptocardii; Amphioxiformes; Branchiostomatidae
Exons: 3
Coding region: 265-681 (138 amino acids)
Source: RefSeq, a predicted model, not a curated record